CCAUGAGUAAGCAAAAUCACCCCACGCUAUAAAAAGAGAAGGCAACUAUCCACCAAGAUUUAUACCAGCUGUAGCUCUCAUACUGCUCGACAUCAUUUAAAGGAAAGAAAUGAAGUGCACCACCGUCUUUCUGGUGCUGUCGAUGGUGGUCCUCAUGGCUGAACCUGGGGACGCUUUCUUUGGCCACAUCUUCAGCGGGCUUAUUAGCGUUGGCAAACAUAUCCAUGGACUCAUCACCGGGAGAAACCAUGGGGAGCAGGAAGCGAUGAAGGAAGCGAUGAGGGAACAGGAAGUGAUGGACCAACAAGCGUUUGACCGAGAGCGAGCGUUUGCCUGAGUCUACGAUGUUGAACUACGCUUAACAUUUUGAAAAUGAAUCGCUUUUUAUCUAAUAAUGACAAAUGAAAUUGAAUAAAUGUAAUUUGGAAUAAAUCUUCUUUCUUAUGCAGCAAG
This is a messenger RNA of Gymnodraco acuticeps, 453 nucleotides long. Its product is annotated as moronecidin-like. NCBI's taxonomy places the organism in Eukaryota, Metazoa, Chordata, Actinopteri, Perciformes, Bathydraconidae. Bases 110 to 337 code for a protein of 75 amino acids. Gene Ontology annotation, biological process: defense response to bacterium. The record is from RefSeq and is a predicted model, not a curated record. The transcript is spliced from 4 exons.